GGCGCCUAUGAUACGCCUUACUUUAGUAUGGAGUCCCUCUUGGCUGGGAGGACCUAGUUUAACGCUCUUUGUCGUGAAGUUACCCUUGACUGGGAGGACCUGCGUUGAGCCUCUUUGUGUUGAAGCCUGUGAGGGAAGGAGCUGAGCAGAGCAGAGCUGUACUGUAUAGGUCCAAUGGAGCGUCUCCAGAGCAGUUCUGCAAACUCUGUAAUAAAAAACUGGCACAGAAUGAGGAAUAAUGGCAACAGUACACCUGAUCCUUUUAUGGCCAGUUGGAGCCAAUUGCCUUCCAUAAACAGAUAAGGGACUUUGUCUCCGUGGACUCUGCUAUGACACACUGCCUCACGACAAUCAUGCACGACAUAACCUUGAAGUUGAGAUGGAGGUGGUGUGCUGAAGGUGAAAUAUAAUGCCAUACAUUGCACAAAGAAACAUUGUUUGUUGAGCAGUGCAGAAAUAUUCGGUAAAAUGGCAGACAAUAAUGUUGUUAACAAUGGCAAAGACGGGGCUGGCCAGAGCACAGAAGACGUUUGCCGGGACUACCUGCGCAAUGUCUGCUAUCGCGGCAAGACCUGCAAAUACCUGCACCCGGACAUAAAUGAGGUACAUGAUCUAGGUGUGAAAAAGAAUGAGUUUGUCUUCUGUCAUUACUUUAUGAAUAAUGUUUGUACCCGUGCAAAAUGCACAUUCAUACAUGGUACAGCAGAGGAUGAGGAGUAUUACAAAAAAACAGGGGAGCUUCCUCUGCACUUGCGCUCCAAGGUGGCUGAAACCUACGGUCUGUCAGUUUCUGAUCUGCCUGCGGAUAAAGGUGAGAUUCCAGUUUGCCGAGAUUACCUGAAAGGUGAUUGUCAAAGAGGCUCAAAAUGUAGAUUCCGACACUUCAAGCGUGAUAAUGCAGAACAUGAUAUCAGACAGGCACGAGACAUCCCAGUUUCUCAGCCACUGCGUAGAUAUGAUCGAUCGGAUAAUGAUAGUGGUAUCACUUGCUAUGAGUAUGACCACCGUUUGAAGAGGAGAAAGUUGGAAGGUUUUGAGUUUGAGGUGUACGAAUAUGAUCUCUCAAGUCGCCGGUCAGUUGAUUCAGGAUACCUGGAAGAGGAGAACCUAAUGCUGCGAAACCGCAAUGAGGAACUGAAAAAGCAGGUGUCAAAUUUGAUGGGUAACAAUGAGGUUCUUCUGGAGCAGAAUGCAUUUCUCCGCAACCAAAUAAAGGCAGCAAUGGUGAACUCUUUGCCAACAGCAACGGAUGGGAGAUUUGGCCACUGCACUUCCCCAGGACUUAAAACAAGGGGACUUUGGGAGUAAAAUUGCAAAUCUAAAAAUUAGUCGUAUAGUUCUGAUGAGCUCACUUCCAAAAUACUUAACAUCUCAGCAGUGAUCCUAAAUGCAAUAGACUCUCUGCUUCCUGUGACAUUGGGCUUGGGAGGGUGGUGGUAUGUGGAAUAUCCUUGAACGCCUUUCAACACCUAAAACUCUGUAUUGCUUCAGCAUGUCCAGUCAAGGAACAUAUCAAGCUGCUUGACAAUUUUAAAAGGCCAUGUGGGAAAAAUCUUUGAAUUUUAGCUGGGUUACCUUUUCCUGGUUGCAGUUGCUAAUUGAAGCCAUAUUGGGGGGAAAAUUCUUACUCGAAAGAACAGCUGAAGAACAAAUACUGAUAGUUGCUAAAAUAUGUCAGUGUCUUAGGGACAGCAAAUCUUUGGCAAAAUGAAUUGAAAUGCAGCUUGUCUUAAAACCAUUUGGUGCAAAAAGCAAUGUAUAAAACAACAGGUUAAUUUCAAGGCCGCACUCUGUGAGAGUGCGUCAUCACAGACAGUGGUGGCUUCGGUACAGCGUAUUUGGACUUAGAAUGGUGGUGGCUAUGUUGCCUUUUGACUGAGCUGAACUUGACUCAAGUGCACCGACGUUUUGAGUUCCACAACCCUUUAAGUGUGAGAGCUGGAACAACUCCUAACAUGUGAAACAAUAAUGUAAAUUAUGGCAAGGAACUCUGACAAUGUUACAAUAUCAGUCACAUGAAAUGUAAUGACACAACAGAGCUGCAAUACACCCCCUCAUCCACCAAAUAAACAAACUGUGCAGCGAGAAAAAAAGUUGGGUUUGAUUCCUAUGUUGCCGAAAAUGGACAUUUUAUCUUUUCUGAAUGGGUAUUGCAGUAUGUAUAUGUAACACCCAUAUUGACUUUUAGCAAUGUGCACAUCUUAACUAGCUGAAGUUCCUCUCAAGCCCUUAAAACAUUUUUAGAGGGUUUUGAUUGUGCUUCUUUCUGCUUCCCACAGUUCCCACACACAGCGCACCAUCCCACAACUCCCUUAUUCCUACAUGUCACUCUUCCACUCUGCUUCUCCCCCCCCCACCCCCCCAUACACACAGACACACUCUUCCCUCUCACACUCUGCUCUCAUGCACACGUGUGCUGUCUUGGGUGCUCACAUCAUGUAUGCUCUCUCUCUCUUGUUUGCUCUCCCUGUCUUGCACAUGGUCUUGCUCCCAUGUCAAACUACAGUAAUACUGGGUAAUAAUUGCAUUGGAUAUUACUGAUUAUGGAGGUAUCAGAUUAUUAUGUAAUUCCUUUCUAUCUUAUUCCAAAAAGGCAUGAGAAUUUGCAGUCCUACAAAUGUAUAGGAAUAAAGCAAUUAUUGAGUGAAGGAGUCUGUGUAACUGAAAUUUGAUGUUAUUUUUAUUCAGUUGCUAUAAUAUUGUAUACACUGUACCUGAAAUCUAUGUUUUAUAAAGUGGUAUCUGGUAUCAACAGUUUGACUGCAUAAAAUAUUGGAUCGACCCAUGACCGAUCUAUCUUCCAGUUUUGUCAUGCUGACUAAGCUCUUGGCCACAAUAAAGAAAUGCCAGACUGGAGUAGGAGCAGAAUUUGUGCGCAAGAUGGCGCAUAAUGCUGUUGCUUGAGAGGUACACUUUCAGAACUGAAACAUUCUUUCGAUGCCUUUUAGCUGUUUUGAAUGUUACAUGUAUUCAGUCUAAUGCUGCUUAAUGCCAGUAUGCUAAAAUUCUGUCUUUCUCCCAAGACAUUUAGUAUAACACAACUGUGUGUGAACUUGCUGCAUGAGCUUAGAUGUUUGCCUCAAAAUAUUUGGGUAUAAUAUUAUAAAUCCUUUUUCAGCCAAGGAAACCUGACCAAACCCUUGAAUAUAAAGACUGGCAGCUCCACAAAAUCUCUCGAUUAUAAUGGCUGUUGGCUCUCCAGGAAUAUUUUACGUCAUUAACAGAUGCUAAAAUUGUAUGAACGUCAGUAUACCCUAGGUGUCCUGGAACUUCAGUAGAUUUAGUUUCAUAAUGCAGUUACAAGACAACUGUUGAGUUUGUGACUUUAGAUCUGUAGCCAGAAAAUGGCAGAGAUGUUCAAUUAUUGCAACCUUUUGUUUUUGACAGACAUAGUUUCAAAAACAGUAUUUUACUUUUCACUUGCAGUUCUUGGCCUUAUUAGUUCCAAAGCUUGAAAUUUUAUACCAUGUUAAAUUGUGUUAGAAUAAUCCAAAAAGCUAAGCCCAUGGGGCUAGGCACCUAGACAAAUGUGCUCUUAUGUACAUUUUUUUAAAACAGGACUUCCAUAAAACCAUGAUUAAAUGUUGAAUUCGUCUACCUGAAUUAUAAUAGUUACAUCCCUUUUUUGAGUUUUGUUUUUCCUAUUUUAAAAUAAUUUUCUUGAAAGCAUUGUUUUAAAUGUUCUUGAAUUUGAGUUGUAUGGUUAGUAGAAUAGCAGAUGCUGCAGAUGAUGACUAAUCUGGAUUUAAGAGGCAAUAAGAUUGUUAAGAUUGUUGCCUUAAUGCCUUUAUUUUGUGGCUAAAGGUUUAAUGCUGCAAUGUAUAUGUUUAUGAUACUAGAUAAACUAAUUAAUAAGUAUGGUAGGAGUACUUUUAAUUUGAUUACAUAAGUUUUCUUUCUCAAGGCUAACCUUAUAACAAAACCUUCAGGGUUCGAAGUUCUUAGUUUAAAUCAACAGAGAUUCCUCCAGUGUGUAGAGAUUCGACAUUGCAAUUGUAGUUCCCAUCUUUGAAAUUUUGCCACAUCCUAAAAAUAAGACAAUUUUAACUUGUUACUCUGUGCCACUUAUUAACCCCUACGUGAAUACGUAACUGGGGAACCUCUAAUCAUUUAAUGUCUAAUUGUACACUCUUUUUAAAGUAGAAAUUUCAGAAAACCUAUCAGUGAGUGUUAUGACAAUAAAAUAAUUUUCAUAUAUAAA
Stegostoma tigrinum is the source of this 4201-nucleotide messenger RNA. Its product is annotated as zinc finger CCCH domain-containing protein 10-like. Lineage: Eukaryota; Metazoa; Chordata; Chondrichthyes; Orectolobiformes; Stegostomatidae. The transcript is spliced from 6 exons. The record is from RefSeq and is a predicted model, not a curated record. Gene Ontology annotation, molecular function: metal ion binding. The coding region runs from base 469 to 1308 and encodes 279 amino acids.